This is a messenger RNA of Salvelinus namaycush (lake trout), 1619 nucleotides long. Its product is annotated as tetraspanin-5. The record is from RefSeq and is a predicted model, not a curated record. Gene Ontology annotation, biological process: protein localization to plasma membrane; protein maturation; regulation of vascular endothelial growth factor signaling pathway. Bases 291 to 1106 code for a protein of 271 amino acids. Gene Ontology annotation, cellular component: membrane. The transcript has 10 exons. Lineage: Eukaryota; Metazoa; Chordata; Actinopteri; Salmoniformes; Salmonidae.
UUAUCCGAUUUGAUCGGUGACAACUGAGAGGUCCCGUUAGUUGUAAACGCAGAGUGGAUAGGUUGACGUUUGUUUGCUAUUUACAGUGUUAGAUUGUGCAUUAUUCUACUUUUAUUAUCAGGGUGACAUCUGUGUCGAGGGAUAGGCUACAGUAUGUUUAUUUUAUUUGGAUGAACCGAGCAGACAGCAAGUUCCAAGAAUUGGAUCGCCGAGGAGCUGAACCUGCCGCCUGCGAGCCUAUGAUCCGGCAUAUUUAUCAGUCUAUGAAGCCUACUGUAUGAAAUUCAAGUAUGUCAGGAAAACAUUUUAAAGGCCAUGAAGUCAGUUGCUGCAUCAAAUAUUUUAUUUUUGGAUUUAACAUAAUAUUUUGGUUGCUGGGUGUGGCCUUCCUUGGAAUCGGACUAUGGGCAUGGAAUGAGAAGGGUGUUCUCUCCAACAUCUCGUCCAUCACAGACCUGGGGGGCUUUGACCCUGUCUGGCUCUUCCUGGUGACGGGAGGGGUCAUGUUUAUCCUGGGCUUCGCCGGCUGCAUCGGAGCGCUGAGGGAAAACACCUUACUGCUCAAGUUUUUCUCUGUAUUCCUGGGGAUCAUCUUCUUCCUGGAGCUGACGGCUGGAGUGUUGGCCUUUGUCUUUAAGGACUGGAUCAAGGACCAGCUCAACUUCUUCAUCAACAAUAACAUCCGGGCGUACCGUGACGACAUCGACCUCCAGAACCUCAUAGACUUCACACAGGAAUAUUGGGAGUGUUGCGGCGCAUUCGGAGCGGACGACUGGAACCUCAACAUUUACUUCAACUGCACGGACACCAACCCCAGUCGGGAGAAAUGUGGUGUCCCCUUCUCCUGCUGCACCAAGGAUCCUGCGGAGGAUGUGAUAAACACGCAGUGUGGCUAUGACGUACGAGCCAAAACGGACGCAGAGCAGAAGACUUACAUCCAUGUGAAAGGCUGUGUGCCACAGUUUGAGAAGUGGCUACAGGACAACCUGACAGUGGUGGCUGGGAUCUUCAUAGGAGUUGCACUGUUACAGAUAUUUGGAAUAUGUUUGGCACAAAACUUAGUGAGUGACAUUGAAGCUGUGAGAGCAAGCUGUUUGUUUACCUGAUGUCACGGUUCACCUGUCUUCACCCAGGAAUGCACAGGUCUCUUCAGCAUGGCUACGCCAUUCUCAGCGCAUCAGAAUAUGCUCAAAGCCUGCUGCCACUGGGAAAGAUUCCUGAGAGCACCUGCACCAUGGUGACCUGCACAUUCUGAUCCUUUUUAAAGAUGGGUUUAGGGUUGCAAAUUUCCAGUAACUUUCCAAAAAGUCCCAGGUUUUCCAGGAAUCCCAGUUGGCAGUUUUCUGGAAAACCUGGGAAUCUUGGGAAAGUGACCCUCUUUUGCAUCUCCAUUGUUCCAUGGGAUUCCAUCCAUGUGACAAACACUUUGUGUAGAAAUGUACAGAAAAUAAUGACCAAAAACAACUUGGGGGCAAGUUGUUUGUAAAUGCACUGCAUGCCUGUCCACAUAGGAUGGCCACAUUUAAAAUACCCAAAUGCGAGACUACAGGAUGAUAUUGCGGGACAGUGUAGCCUACAUGAAUAAAAACAUUUGGCAGCCCCCCCCCCCCCCCCCCCCA